Girardinichthys multiradiatus is the source of this 4063-nucleotide messenger RNA. It is a transcript of the gene slc35a3a, whose product is annotated as solute carrier family 35 member A3a. The record is from RefSeq and is a predicted model, not a curated record. Gene Ontology annotation, cellular component: Golgi membrane. Gene Ontology annotation, biological process: pyrimidine nucleotide-sugar transmembrane transport. NCBI's taxonomy places the organism in Eukaryota, Metazoa, Chordata, Actinopteri, Cyprinodontiformes, Goodeidae. The transcript has 8 exons. Gene Ontology annotation, molecular function: UDP-galactose transmembrane transporter activity. The coding region runs from base 405 to 1391 and encodes 328 amino acids.
AUACAAGAAGAAGAAGAAGGUACCACAGUCAACCCUUAAGGAAAAAACAAACAAACAAAGAAGAGACGUGAACAAGGAAGUGAUCGAGGACCUUCAGAAGCAUGAGAUUGCUCCUUUAAAGUCCUUUCUGUUGUUUGUACGUGUCUCUUCUGAAGUGUAGUUGAACUGCAAUGGCUGUGAGCGUCCUUACGGUCAGUACGGAAAGCCGGAAGGAGUUACGGUGUUAAAAGGACGGGCUGUUGAGGAGCUGCUGUUUUGACAGCUGGGUUUAUCCUCCACUGUCUCUCUGAGAGGAUCAGUCUGCCACAAACUGAGCUUCAAACUACAAACAGAAGGAUCCACUAUAUGUUGUGGGGAACCUGCGGGGCUGACUUUAAAGAAACGCUUUCCACUGCUCGGCAGCCAUGGCGUCAGCCCGGCUGAAGUACCUCUCCCUGGGCGUGCUGGUGUUUCAGACCACCUCGUUGGUGCUCACUAUGCGGUACUCCCGCACCCUGCAGGCCGAGGGCCCGCGGUACCUGGCCUCCUCAGCCGUGGUGGUGGCCGAGGUCAUGAAGAUCCUCGCCUGUGUGCUGCUCGUUUUCAAGGAGCACAGUUACAGCAUCCGAGCUCUGAACAGCAUCCUGCGGCAGGAAAUCCUUCACAAACCCGUCGAUACGCUGAAACUGGCCAUCCCGUCUGGGAUUUACACGCUGCAGAACAAUCUGCUGUACGUCGCCCUGUCCAACCUGGAUGCUGCCACAUACCAGGUAACGUACCAGCUGAAGAUCCUGACCACCGCCUUGUUCUCCGUGUCCAUGCUGGGCCGCAAGCUGGGUGUCUACCAGUGGCUCUCCUUGUUGGUCCUAAUGGCUGGAGUAGCUCUUGUGCAGUGGCCCUCUGAGUCUGCCGCGGCCCCAGAGAAGGAGGCCCUCUCUGCAGGCUCCCAGUUCGUCGGGGUCACAGCAGUCCUGGUCGCGUGCUGUUCCAGCGGGUUUGCCGGUGUCUACUUUGAGAAGAUCCUAAAGGAGAGCAAACAGAGCGUGUGGGUCCGCAACAUCCAGCUCGGGAUGUUCGGCCUCGUGUUUGGCCUUUUUGGGAUGCUAGCCUACGAUGGGGAGAGGGUCAGGGAGUCGGGGAUGUUUCAGGGAUACAACACAAUCACCUGGACUGUCGUAGCCCUGCAGGCGCUGGGUGGUCUGGUCAUAGCAGCGGUCAUCAAGUAUGCAGACAACAUCCUGAAAGGCUUUGCCACGUCACUCUCCAUCAUCCUUUCCACUCUUAUAUCCUACUUCUUGCUGCAGGACUUUGACCCCUCAAGUGUGUUCUUCCUCGGGGCAGUUUUGGUCAUCGCCGCCACUUUCCUGUAUGGCUAUGAAGGCAAGCCACCCGCCAACCCCAGCAGGGCAUAGGCGGACUCAACAGCGGCAUUAGGAGGUCCUGUUGAAGCCUCAAGAUUGCGUGGAGGAGAAAUGACAGAGAGAGUGGUGAGGGGAUGGAAGAAGGGGAAGUCAUCGCAUAUUGUAAGCUGGGAAAGGAAAGGCAAGCACAACACUGUGGUUGGACUCACACCGAAAGUGCCUCACUUCUGAAGGAGAAGCAAUAUGAGGAAAAAAAAGAAAACUCGAGUGUGUUUUUCUUUCCUCUCUUUUUACUGGAGCAGAGAUCCUGCACCAGAGUGCAGAGUCCUGGCUGCCACGUCUACAAGAAAAGGACAGAGUGAUUAUGUUCAUGAAGGACCAGUUUGACAACCAGUAACUGUUAACUGCCACGUCAGACACACCCAUGCAGUAAAUGAUUGCAGAGGAAGAGGGCUCCUCUUCAGCCACAGUAUUUAUUGCUCGUUUUGUCCAUGUUCGUGUUUACCUUCUGGAAGCAAACGUUCAGCCCUGAUGUGAGACAUUGUUUUUCACACCAGUAAACUCUGACAGGUAAAAUAACUUUGACUGAAAUGCUCCAGUGUAGUUCAGCUGUUGCGACCUUUACGGAGACUUGAAAUAUUAAUGCCCUUCACACUUUAUGGCACCCUUAAUAAAUAUGGGGAAAAAAAGGUUUAACAUAAAUGAGACUAAUUUUUCUCUGAGCAAGUUUUAAAAAUCAACCCUUUAAUUUAAGCGGAUUUAUUAGAGAAAAAAAUCCUACAUUAUUUUUCUAAAAUCCCUAUUAUUCAAUUUAAAAAUAAAUGCAAUCCUUUAUGUUUCCAUGACAUUUUAAUAUGACUUUACACUGAUGCCCUUUUCUUUAAGCCACUCUUCAAAAUGGGAAACACUGGAAAACAUGUCAUUCAUGGAAGACACCUAUGUGAUGAUCUUUAUCAGUUGCUAAAAGGCUUGUAGAAAGUAGCUUCUUGCUAACAUAAUAAAUAAAAACAAUAAUUAAAAAGAUUAAAUCAGCUGGGACUGGAAUGAACAAGGCUGUACUUUUAUUUUACCACUUUAUUGUCUAAAAGCAAUCUCUUUGACAUCAUUAAGCCUUUUUAUACUACAGUCACAAGCACAAACAUAGUUUGCUAAAGUCUCCCGGGAUUAAAAUUGAAACCUUGUGGCCCCCAGAUAAACCAGAUGAGACUGGGGGUUUUCCACUGCAAAUGUUGCAGGGGUGAAACAGAAGAUAUAAAUGUUGAAAAGCACCUCAGGAUCUGUGAUGCUGUGGGCCUGUUUCGCUUUUAAAGGGCCUGGGAACCUUGUUAGCAUGCAUAGCAUCAUGGAUUCUACCAGUGAACUGGAAUUAGGUCAACAUCAGAUCUUUCAACAGGUUAGUGAUGUUAACCAUAUGGUCAUAUGAACACAGAGAUGGUUCACCAAAAAGACAAGCUUUCUUCUUUAUGCCCAGCUCCACAAACCUAAAACCUGUAGAAAACCUGUUUGGAGAGCUGAGAAGAAGAAAGCAUAAGGGAGGACCCAGGGCGAUCUAGAGAGAUGACCUCUCUCUGUAUGCUUCAGCCUUCAGGAAGUGAUGCCCUUUUGGUAAAAGGCGGGUUCAACGUAUGAACAGCAGGGGUGGAAACAAUGAGUUUGUGAAAAACUAUUAUUUUGUAACAUUUCCCACUGAAGACGUUUACUUGAAUCAAAGGUUAGAUUUCUCAAAAUCUCCUUCAUUUGAGGGCUUUUUACGUAUCUUCACCAGGGUGCCAGUCAGGAUGAAAGGUGCUUUAUACACGUUUGAGGAGAUGAGUCUUAAGACACUAGUGGUUGCAGCGAUCCUACCUUAUGUUUUCUAAAUGAUGGCUUUCUUUCUUCAGCUACACUCAGUAAAAGGUCUUUGUCACCAUACUCGGAGGGGUUCAGUGACAGGAGAGUUACCCUGACAUUCUCAGCCAGCUGGAUUUAGCUGUAAAUGGACUGAAUUUAUAUAGUGCUUUUCCAGUCAUACAGACCACUCAAAGUGCUUUACACUAGCGCCACAUUCACCCAAUCGCACUCACUAACGCUCACACAUUCAUACACCGAUACGCAGAUCGGUAGGCAACUUGAGGUUAAGUGCCUUGCCCAGGGGCACAUCGACAUAUGGCAGGAGGAAGCUGGAAUCAAACCCACGACUAUUUGGAAUAAAAUGUUUCAUUAUUGAAUGAACCCAACAGGUUCUGUAACACCAUUUAAAGGAAAACCUGGUGAUUUAAUGAAUUAUGGAACGUGGGAAAAGCAACCUGAAUCAGUCUUUUGUUUUAGGCUUAGGUUUACAUUGUUUCUUUAGACCAAUGAUGAUGGAAAGCUCUUAUGUUUUGGAGGUAUAUUCUGCUGUGGCUGAACAAUCAAAAACUGAAUCUGCUGAGGGUAUUUAUGAUUUAAUGUUUGUUGGCUUUUUGUUUUGUUUUUCUGAGCUACUUUGGGAUAAAGCGGGUAUAAUUAUUACGUUUAUUUUAAUUGUCCACAUGUGAAGCUUUUAUAGAAGGACACAGUGUCUAACUUAAGAGUGUGGACUACUGUGUGGCUCCUGUUUGAACUUUCCUGCUGUGCUACACAUAUGAACAGGUAUAUUCAGACUGGAAUGUAUUAAAACACAUUAUACUGGUGACAGUCUAGUGGGAUUUUUCUGUUUUUGUGUUGACAAUCAGGAAGAAAUUAAAGGUGCUGCUUAAAUGCUU